Messenger RNA from Meloidogyne enterolobii, 635 nucleotides. Lineage: Eukaryota; Metazoa; Nematoda; Chromadorea; Rhabditida; Meloidogynidae. The record is from the annotation of a GenBank genome assembly.
UUUUUUUAUGUUUUUGGAUGUUUAGGGCAUUGACAAAACUAAUUGACGCUUCUUCUAUUUCAAAUAAAUUAAAUAUUGCAAAUAUGAGUCAAUAUACAAUUGCGGAAUGUGGUUCUCGUAAUUCUUUGGAUUAUCGAAUUUUUAUUAAAGGACCAACGGGAAAUCUUGUUUCGCCUUGGCACGAUAUUCCUUUGUAUGCUGAUCCUGUAGCGAAAAUAUUUAAUAUGGUUGUUGAGAUACCUCGUUGGACUAACGCAAAAAUGGAGAUGGCAACGAAAGAGCCAAUGUCACCAAUUCGUCAGGAUGAGAAAAAAGGUUUACCACGUUUUGUGAAUAAUAUAUUUCCUCAUCACGGAUAUAUUUGGAAUUAUGGAGCCUUACCUCAAACAUGGGAAGAUCCAAAUCACGUGGAUGCACAUACUGGGGCUAAAGGAGAUAAUGACCCGAUUGAUAUUAUUGAAAUUGGUUCGAAAGUUCAAGAAAGAGGGGCUAUUGUUCAGGUGAAGAUUCUUGGAACAUUGGCACUUUUGGAUGAAGGCGAAACUGAUUGGAAGGUAUUUUGGGGAUCUUGUGGACUUUGUUGCCCCAUUUUGAUUCUUUUCUAUUUUCAAUUAUUUUAUUUACCUGGAAACUAA